Ziziphus jujuba (common jujube) is the source of this 962-nucleotide messenger RNA. RefSeq names its product probable glutathione S-transferase. The transcript is spliced from 2 exons. Bases 11 to 736 code for a protein of 241 amino acids. Gene Ontology annotation, molecular function: glutathione transferase activity. The record is from RefSeq and is a predicted model, not a curated record. Gene Ontology annotation, biological process: glutathione metabolic process. Gene Ontology annotation, cellular component: cytoplasm. NCBI's taxonomy places the organism in Eukaryota, Viridiplantae, Streptophyta, Magnoliopsida, Rosales, Rhamnaceae.
UACGCCAUCAAUGAUUAUAAAACAUUUUCACAAGUUGAACCAUAUUUCACAAAUUCUUCUAUCUGAAAUGUCAGGGUUGAAGCUACAUGGAGCAUGGGCUAGUCCUUUUGCUUUCAGGGUGAAAUGGGCUCUGAAACUAAAAGGCAUACCAUUUGAAUACAUAGAAGAAGACCUCUAUAACAAGAGCAAGAUGCUUUUGCACUACAACCCAAUUCACAAGAAAGUCCCGGUUCUUGUUCAUGGUGGAAAACCCAUCUGUGAAUCCAUGCUCAUCAUUGAAUACAUUGAAGAGACAUGGCCACAAAACCCCUUGCUUCCAAACGAUCCUUAUGAGAAAGCUCUGGCUCGGUUUUGGGUGAAAUUCGCAGAUGAUAAGGGUCCUGCAGUUUUUAAAGUGUAUAAAAGUAGAGGUGAAGAACUAGAGAAGGCUAAGCAGGAGAGCUUGGAGAUGCUGAGGACCGUAGAGAAACAUGGUCUUGGAGACAAAAAGUUUUUUGGAGGAGAAAAAAUUGGAAUAGUGGAUAUAGCAUUUGGUUGGAUGGUUCAGUGGCUCGGAGCUAUCGAAGAGGUAGGCGGUGUCAAGCUGCUUGAAAGCGAUGAAUUUCCUCGAUUGCAUGCUUGGAUUAAUAACUUCAAGGAAGUCCAUGUUAUCAAAGAAAAUCUGCCUGAUCAUCAUGAUUUGGUGGCCCAGCUUAAGGUUUUGAGGGAAAUGUUGCUAGGACAAUCUUCUUCAUGAAUUAGAGGAAUAUGUAAGCAGUUUUCUGUGUGUGCUUUUUCUCAUUUAGCUUAUGUUUAUGAUUUGGUGAUUCUAAAAUCAAAUCUCAUUCCAUAUCGUUAAAAUAAAAUCAUAUUGGAAAAAAAAAAAGUUUGAUUUUGUGCUAUUUUAAAUUAAUAUCUCGUUUAGUUUAUGUUCAUGAUGGUGAUGAAGUUCAAAUCCUAUUCCAUAUAUAUAAGAAAUAUAU